Messenger RNA from Dalotia coriaria, 1087 nucleotides. Its product is annotated as retinol dehydrogenase 13-like. The record is from RefSeq and is a predicted model, not a curated record. Lineage: Eukaryota; Metazoa; Arthropoda; Insecta; Coleoptera; Staphylinidae.
UUCACAGGCAACCACACAUACGCCAACAUUAAAUUCAAGAUGGAUUUCAAAGGAUUGGAAGAUUUUACAAACAGUUGGUGGCCCAUAUCGAUAUCAUUCUUCAUCAGCAUCAUCGUAGCAAUGAGAAUGUACGCUGGUGGAACAAAAUGUCCAAAUGAAACACGCCUCGACGGUAAACUAGCAAUAAUCACCGGCGCAUCAUCCGGAAUCGGUUUAAACACAGCCAAAGAACUAGCCAGACGUGGUGCACAUGUAAUAAUCGCCUGUAGAGACGAGAAAAAAGGCUGUGAAGCCAUCAAAAACAUAAAAUUCGAUGUAAUAACCGCUAAAGUUGACGUGAAACACCUAGAUGUCGCUAGUUUAGCAUCAAUCAAAAAAUUCAGUAAAAAUAUUUUAACAGAAUGAAAAGUAGACAUUCUCAUCAACAACGCAGGCAUAAUUUUCCACCAGCAUCAAAUCACUGAAGAAAACCUGGAGAGAACAUUCGUUACAAACUAUUUGGGACCAUUUCUACUCUCACAUUUACUCCUGCCAGGAUUAAACAAGUCACAAAAUGGCAGAAUCAUCAAUUUGUGCGCAACCGCACACAAACUAGCAACAUUAUCCUUGGAUAAUCUCAAUUUCUCUGAAGAAUUCAUCUAUAGAACUGCUUUCGGACAAACCAAACUAGCUCUGAUGUUAUUCACGACGUAUUUCAGCAAGUUGCUGAAGAAUGCCGGGAAGAAUAUAACCGUAAACGCGGUGAAUCCCGGUUUGGUACGUGGGACAAACCAUUUAAAAAUGUCGCCGCUAGGGGAUUCAUGGAUGGUGCGCGUGUCGACGUUGCCAUGGACAUGGCUGUUCCUAAAAUCACCGAAACAAGGCUCCCAGAGCGUUGUAUACGUUGCAACUGAUCGAAAAUUUAUAAAAAUCACCGGGGAAUAUAUUAGUGAUUGUGAACCGGAUAAACCUAACGAAUUGACUAAAGAUAAUGAAUUUUUGGAGGAAUUAUACAUUGAAUCGUGUAAAUUAGCAGGUAUAUCACCGCUGAAUAAGUGAAUAUCAUCUGCGUUUUGUAAUUGUAAUAAAUAAAGACGUUUUAAUUCAG